This is a messenger RNA of Myripristis murdjan (pinecone soldierfish), 2462 nucleotides long. It is a transcript of the gene dnajb1b, whose product is annotated as DnaJ heat shock protein family (Hsp40) member B1b. Gene Ontology annotation, molecular function: Hsp70 protein binding; transcription corepressor activity. Gene Ontology annotation, cellular component: cytosol. The transcript has 3 exons. Lineage: Eukaryota; Metazoa; Chordata; Actinopteri; Holocentriformes; Holocentridae. Gene Ontology annotation, biological process: negative regulation of transcription by RNA polymerase II. Bases 233 to 1312 code for a protein of 359 amino acids. The record is from RefSeq and is a predicted model, not a curated record.
CCGGAGCGUCACUCGGGCUGUCACAGUUCAAACUGUUCGCGAUGCUGAUGGAAAAGUCUGGAACUUUCCACGCUGCUGCUAAAUAAAAUGGCCGGGCACUGAGACGGAGGAGAAGCGCCCAGUGCCGAGGAGGAGGACGGACCACGACAACUUGCUGCGGACUGACUUGUAAUAUUUAUCAGCGGCAAGGACGCACUUUAGAAGUUGGUGACAGUCGACGGCAGCCUGGUCCAUGGUCAAGAUGGGCAAAGACUAUUAUGACAUUUUGGGAAUUAAGAAAGGAGCUUCGGAAGACGACAUCAAGAAAGCAUAUCGUAAGCAGGCGCUACGCUACCAUCCGGACAAAAACAAAGCGCCAGAAGCUGAGGAGAAAUUUAAAGAAAUUGCAGAAGCCUAUGACGUUUUGAGCGACCCGAAGAAAAAAGACAUCUAUGAUCGUUUCGGAGAAGAAGGUCUGAAAGGUGGAGGUCCCACAGGGGGUGGGGGCGCUGGUCCCGGCACAUUCAGCUACACCUUCCAGGGUGACCCUCAUGCCAUCUUCGCUGAGUUCUUCGGUGGGCGUAACCCCUUUGAACAGUUUUUUGGCGGCCGCAAUGGAGGCAUGGAUGAAGAGAUGGACACAGAUGACCCUUUCGCCCGCUUUGGGAUGGGAGGCAUGGGGGGCAGCGCAAUGGGAGGGUUUCCACGCUCCUUCAGCAGUGGUAUGGGAGGAAUGGGGGGCAUGGGAGGAAUGGGUGGUCGCUCUAGCAGCUUGAUGAAACGCCAAGACCCGCCCGUGGUCCACGACCUUGGGGUGACCUUGGAGGAAGUGUUCUCCGGUUGCACCAAGAAAAUGAAGAUCUCUCACAAACGGCUGAACCCCGACAGGCAAACGACAAGGAUAGAGGACAAGAUUCUGGAGGUGGAGAUAAAAAGAGGAUGGAAGGAGGGGACCAAAAUCACUUUUCCCAAGGAGGGGGACGAGACCCCCCACAACAUUCCAGCUGAUGUGGUCUUUGUUGUAAAGGACAAGCCGCAUCCGGUGUUUCGACGGGAUGGCUCUGACAUCAUUUAUCCAGCCAAGGUCUCUCUCAGAGAUGCCUUGUGCGGCUGCACAGUCAAUGCCCCCACGCUGGACGGCAGGAUCUUACCCGUGACAACAAAGGAUAUAGUGCGGCCAGGGAUGAAGCGGCGGAUCACUGGGGAGGGCUUGCCUUUGCCCAAGCGCCCCGAUCGUCGUGGAGACCUGGUAGUGGAGUAUGAGGUGAAGUUUCCAGAAAGACUCAGUCAGAGCGCUCGAGACACCAUCGCCCAGGUGCUCCCACCUUCUUAAAACUGAGGAGAGGAACUCGGGGACUUGCUCAAAGGAAAGAGUUCCUGGUUUCAGUCAAAGCUGCCAGCACUGUCAGAUCUCACAAGGAAGACCGCAUGGACUGGAAACUAAAAAUGGACAAUCAGAGAGACAGAAUUGUGGGACUCUGUAAACAUAAAGUGUUUUCUCAGCAACAGGAUGUCUUCCUCUUUUUAAGAAAGAAACCAUAUGCUGAUGUCAGGGCACGCUGGCUUCAUCACUGCAUCCUUUUUUGGGGUGCACUGAUAAUCCAGGGUAGACUGUGUUUUUGCUGUUAUUUCUUAUUUUGAGUGGAUGGAGGUGAAUGUAUUAUUUGAGUGGGGAUUAUAUUUCAGGGCUCCAUGAGAUGCUAAUGUGUGUUGAGGUGAACACAGUUUAUUAUUAUGGUGGUAAUAAUGAUAAUAAUUAUUAAGCCAAGGCAAAACAUUUCCUUGAUUUUUACAUCAGAAGUCAUUUACUAGAAAUUCAAGCCUUGGAGGCAGCUGUGCUGUUGUGACCACCUGAAGAAAGGGUCCUUUGGCUGGUCUGCCUAUUUUGUGUAUAAAUGUGUGGAUGUUGUAAAGUUUUUAUUUUGUUUUAUAUAGGAAUAGGGAAAAACUAUUUGUAUCACUGCAGCACUCCUAGACAUUAUUACGAGAGCAUGAAGAGAAUGGUUGUGUUACUUUCUUUUUGAACCUUGCAUAAAGUUAAAAGAAAUACUGUCUAUGCAGUAACCAAGGUUAUUUACUUGAACAAACCAAUAUUUACCUUGUUUACCUUCCCUGCUGUGUUCAUGAUCCUGGUGGAUUUACAUUCAGUGAUCGGUCUCAGUCACUGUUCAGUUUUCUAGUGUUUUUGUGGUCAUCUUCUCUUUCUAAAAAACCAAAGAGCUGUGUUUACAAAUAAAAUCUCUGUCACCUGUCUCUGCGUAACUUGCACCUUGGGGAAAAUGCUUUCCCUCAAUGACUGCAGCAUUUCAUAGGCCAAUGCCAUAUGUCCAUGUCAUAAAUAUGACCAAUGCCGGUGCUCUGUUUACUAAGCAUUCGAUCAAAAUGAGUUUGAUCAAAAUAAUAGAUCAAAAUACAGAUGUUACUCUAUGCCAUGUGAACUGUUAUUGUUUCAUUGGAAGUAAAAAAUUCUCUCUCUGACUACA